CUCACUUGCUCUUUUUUUUUCUUUUUUUUUUUCUUUCUCUGUUCUCUCUCUAAAGGUUUUCUGCAGCCCUCUUUUCUUUUUCUAUCCCAUUUUGUAAGUUGUUCGGGUGUUUGGGUCCUGGUUUCUCCGAACAGCCGAGGAAAAGGAAAGAAAGAGGGGGAAAAUUCUUUUGUAAUUACUAUGGGUUGCUUUGGUUGCUCUGGAAGUUCAAGCAAUCAAUCAGAGAACAGCAACAGUAGGAGGAAGAAUAAGAGCAAAAAAAAUAUCGUCGGCAACAACAGUAAUAGCCACAAACGCGAUGAUCAAACGCAACCUAGUUCAGAUACAAUGAAAGUCAGUCCAUAUAGGAAUGUAGAUAAACAGGAGCUCUCUAAGGACGACCAAUUGUCUUUAGAUGUCAAGAAUUUGAAUUUGAAAGAUGAGGUUUCUAAGGAUGGUAAAAGCACUGGAAAGAGGGCAGAGACAUUCACCUUUGAAGAGCUUGCUGCAGCAACAGGGAACUUUAGGUCAGAUUGUUUUUUGGGAGAAGGAGGUUUUGGCAAGGUUUACAAGGGGCACCUGGAGAAAAUCAACCAGGUUGUUGCUAUCAAGCAGCUUGACCGAAAUGGACUCCAAGGGAUCAGGGAAUUCGUAGUUGAAGUAUUGACGUUAAGUCUAGCUGACCAUCCUAAUCUUGUAAAAUUGAUUGGAUUUUGCGCUGAGGGUGAUCAGAGACUUUUGGUUUACGAGUACAUGCCAUUAGGAUCCUUGGAAAACCAUUUACAUGAUUUUCUACCUGGUAGGAAACCACUUGAUUGGAAUGCGAGGAUGAAAAUAGCAGCUGGUGCAGCAAGGGGCUUGGAGUAUUUGCAUGAAAAAAUGAAGCCACCCGUUAUAUAUCGUGAUCUGAAAUGCUCAAACAUCUUGCUUGGUGAGGGAUAUCACCCAAAAUUAUCUGAUUUUGGUUUGGCUAAAGUUGGCCCUAGUGGGGAUAAGACGCAUGUAUCUACAAGGGUUAUGGGCACAUACGGGUAUUGUGCACCGGACUAUGCCAUGACAGGUCAACUAACUUUUAAAUCAGAUAUAUAUAGCUUUGGAGUUGUGCUUUUGGAACUCAUUACUGGAAGGAAAGCAAUUGAUAAUACAAGAGAGCAUAAGGAGCAGAAUCUGGUUGGAUGGGCCCGGCCCUUGUUCAAAGAUCGAAGGAGUUUUUCACAAAUGGUCGAUCCAUUGCUCCAAGGUCAAUAUCCCGUAAGAGGUUUAUAUCAAGCUCUGGCUAUUUCUGCAAUGUGUGUUCAGGAGCAGCCUAAUAUGCGGCCAGUAAUCUCUGAUGUAGUUAUGGCUCUGAAUUACCUCGCUUCGCAGAAAUAUGACCCACAAACUCAUCCAGUCCAAAGCUCCAGAAGGAACCCGUCACAUUCGGAAGCAAAUAGGGCUGAUGAUAGAAGAUUAGGUGCUAGUACAGGAUCCCAGAGAAACUGAGGUCGAUAAAUUAGGAACAAUAAAAGAUGGUAAAUACCUUUUUGCAGUGCCUGUUAUCAAUUCUUGUAUCACAGGGGAUAACAGGCGGAUCUCAUUCACAACCUCAAUCUGACAAAAUAUAGGAAACUUCAUCCUUUUCUUUUUCUUUCAAGAAAAAGAAGUUUCUUCUUUACCGAUUGUUUCAUCUUGCUGAAGUGGUAAAGUUGCAAACUGAAAGAAAGUUACACACGGUUGGUCGUUUGUAGGAUCGGUAAAAAGGAGCAGGGAAAAGAAAAAGAAAAAAAGAAAACAGCUUCUUUUAUUUGUUGCCAUUUACUCUUUUCUUCCUCUUCUCAGCCUCCCAUGGGUGUACAUUUGAGCCUGGGGUCUUGUAUGUAAGAUGCUUCUGUCUAGGAAACUACAUUCCUAUAAAUAAUAGUUUAGCCACCAUUUUCUAAUCCAUGAGCUUGUUGAUGGUCUUGAAA
Molecule: messenger RNA, 1925 nt
Organism: Carica papaya (papaya)
Lineage: Eukaryota; Viridiplantae; Streptophyta; Magnoliopsida; Brassicales; Caricaceae
Product: Protein kinase superfamily protein
Biological process (GO): protein phosphorylation
Molecular function (GO): ATP binding; protein kinase activity
Source: RefSeq, a predicted model, not a curated record